AAUUCUCUCUAACUCUCGGCAUAAAUUAGGGCGCUCUUCGUCAUGGACUUUUUUGAUUCGGUGAAGAGAUUCCUAGGUGUCAACAGCAUCCAUCAAGGAAAGCUGACCGAAGGCCAUUUCGACGUUUCGAUUUGUGGCCACUUCGGACUACUGUCAGGCCCGACGUGCAUGUUCUACGACGGACAAAAUGGUUUGGUUUUCACUGCCUCAAAAAACCACUUUCUGAAAAUAUACGGGCGACAAGGAGUAGAGAUUAUGCUAAGGACGAAUGAAGAAUUCGGUGCAAUAAAAGGUUUGUUUUUUGUGCCACGAACGACUUAUCUGUUGGUCAGAUACGAAAAGUUCAUUGAAACAUGGAAUCUGUGCUUGAAGGAGCCACACGUAUCAUUCAGCUUCGACCAUUCAAUCACCUGUAUGAGCUACGCGGGGUCCGAGCCAUCUCUCUACGUCGGCUUAGCCAAUGGAGACGUGAAAGUUAUCAACACAUCGAAUUGGACGCUGUCCACGUACAUGGUGGAAUUCGCGGAUGCGGGUCUUCCGGAGAAGUUGACGAAAGACGCGGUCGCGGCAAUACUGCCCAACCCAGACAAGAAGGAGCUGUUGUUGAUCGGGUAUUCGUGCGGGGUCAUCAACGAGUGGAACUUCUUCGACAGGAGGGUUCGCAGAUCGUACUAUGUACGCGAGGGGUUGACGACGCUGGCGUGGGCUGAGAGGGGAGAGAGGUUCUUGUCCGGAUAUCAAAACGGAGAAAUCUGGUCCUUCAAAAAAAAAAAAAAUACAGCGGAUGAGAACUUUUCGUUUGGAAGCAUCCUCGAAUACCGCCUUUCCAGCGUCAGAAAUCUGGAAUAUUGCAAGUACAAGGGCGACCACGUACUCGUCUAUCUAGUAAAUACGGACGGUAUCGACCGAGUGAUGGUCGCGGGCGCGAAAAGUCCAGGUACCGCCACCUUUCUUCGCCUUGCAGACGGGCCGAGUCAAUCUCGCCAGGUUUCGGUUUGCGACUCCAAGUGCGUGCUGAAUGACCAAGGCGAGCUCGUCGCCGUACUGGCGUUGCUCUCUAACGGACAAGUGAAGUGUGCUGAGCUGUCAGAAGGGGUGGAGGCACCAUCGCUAUGCACCACCGUCGCGAUGGAAGAUUCGAUGAAAGUGGUGCUCUCCAAGUCUUUUGUGGUCUCCGAGACGUUUUUGCAAUACUUGGCGACUUUUUCGAACCUGUCUCCGGUGAAUGGGGCCUACAUCGAACAAGUGUGCAUGUUUUCUAAGCCGGACGCCCCGAUUGCUCAUUCGAACGCGACGCGUCGAUUGCCGGUCGUCCUGAUAUCGGUCUACAGCAACAAGAUGGUCUAUUUUUGGCAGGUCGUAUCGGAGUCGCAAAUGUUCCCGAUAUACAAGAUAGAGUUUCCGGCGCUAAAGCACGAGCGCAUCAGUGUGAUGAACUUUUGUCCUCAUUCCCUGGUGCUCAUUUUCGGGACGUCAAGAGGACGGGUCCUCGUGUACAGGUUUUCUGUAGAGCCAUGCGACUUGGCGCCGUUCGCCUAUGACGAGGAGGAGUCGGCCGGAUACGCUGACCUCUUCAAGGAAGAAAAACCAAACACCGAGGAAGACGAGUCGUCUUUAUCUGACUCUGCGAAGGAAGAACAACCAGACACCAGUGAUCGACUGUUCUCUGUUCAGCCCGCCGGAUUCCAAGUCGCUCUGAGUCUCGAACUGCGAUCUGCAAUCGAGUACAUACUAUUCGAAGUCGGUCUGAACGCGCUGCUCGUGGGAGCAGCAAACGGCGUUUUGCAGAUAUAUUGCGUCACGGUCGCGGGCGUUCGAAGGCUUUGGUCGGAAAAAUUCACGAGUCCCGUCUCAAGCGCCCGUUUCAUGCGCGAUCGCGGACGCCUAUCCUUACUUCUCGGGUUCAGAAGCGGAUUGAUCGUGUGUGUCGACAUGGAAGAACAAAAACCAAACGCGAUUCUAACCAAAAAACGAGAAAUCGCCGACAUCCAAAUUCUAUGCGAACGAGGAUCAAUCAUCGGAAUACCCAAAAAAUUGCAAGAAAACUCCAUAGCGGAAUCUUUUCAAGGCAGCCCUUCGCCCGUCCCGUACUCCAGGCAAACCAACACCAACAAAGACCCCGCGCAAGUAAACCUCGAUGCCAAUGAACCACGCUCCUGGUUCGCGUUCGACAACGAUGAUGACUCUUCGCCGACCUGUUCCAGAACCAAAUUUGUUGUCAUACACACAUUCAACGACCUGACGAUCUGUCGCCUGACCGAUCAGAAGCUCCAUCCGAUUUCUCAGAUCCAAUACCGAGUACCCAUCAAGGCCAUUCAUAACGUUUCCACCGAAGUCAGGGCCGGAAACUCGUCCACAGUCGAGCACGGACUGCUGGCGCUCGAUCUGAACUCGGACAUCUAUAUCUGGAGCCUCAUGGACCUGAGCGCAAUCACGCCCGAAGAAGGCAUCUCGCUGAAGAAAAAGUACCAGGUCGCCGGAAUUUCCUCUCCAAAGAUCGAGCUAUGCUCUGUCCUAGAGAGCGGCAGGAUGUUCUAUCACACCGAGAACCACGAAGUCUACGUCGUCGAGCUGUUCAGAAGCGACCUCAAUGAAGAACAGUUGUACAUGAUCAAAAUGAAAGCCAUUUUUAACGAAAUUGCAUACAGGCAAAACUCUCCCGAAGAAGACCAACCGGCCAAAAAAAUGCAAUCGCUGUUCAAAAACAGGCGCAAAAAAGAUGUCAACCUGUCGACCAUCUUCGGCGCUACCAACAUCGUCGCCGACGGAGGAGAGGUAAAGUCCAUCCUGGCAGAAAACAUGCAAAAAUUGGCCGAUCGAAAAGAAAAAGUAUUGACACUCAGCAACAAGACGAGCGAAUUGGCCGACAACGCGGGAGCGUUCGCCGCGUUAGCAAGAGGGUUGUCUUCCGCGCAUAGCGAAUAUUAACUGUGCCCCUGGUGGCGAGAUAAUACAAGCAAGAGAAAAAAUGUGUACAAAAUACAUCGCACAAAAAAGAGCGCAUGUCGGCGCGACUUUGCCCCGGUGAGCCCCACACAGUCUAUCACAUUUCGGAAGCGUUCGACAUCCGUAGUCGAAUAGACAGCCAGUACAUCCUUUUCUUUCUCUCCUGCAGAGAAAAAUGAAUAUUGAUGUAAAAUGAAAAUAUUUUUAACGCGUGAA
Messenger RNA from Schistocerca gregaria, 3162 nucleotides. RefSeq lists its product as uncharacterized. The transcript is spliced from 5 exons. The coding region runs from base 43 to 2928 and encodes 961 amino acids. Gene Ontology annotation, cellular component: cytoplasm; plasma membrane. NCBI's taxonomy places the organism in Eukaryota, Metazoa, Arthropoda, Insecta, Orthoptera, Acrididae. Gene Ontology annotation, molecular function: myosin II binding; GTPase activator activity; syntaxin binding. The record is from RefSeq and is a predicted model, not a curated record. Gene Ontology annotation, biological process: regulation of exocytosis.